This is a messenger RNA of Sphaeramia orbicularis (orbiculate cardinalfish), 1041 nucleotides long. It is a transcript of the gene nol12, whose product is annotated as nucleolar protein 12. NCBI's taxonomy places the organism in Eukaryota, Metazoa, Chordata, Actinopteri, Kurtiformes, Apogonidae. Bases 58 to 762 code for a protein of 234 amino acids. The record is from RefSeq and is a predicted model, not a curated record. Gene Ontology annotation, cellular component: nucleolus. Gene Ontology annotation, molecular function: rRNA binding. The transcript has 6 exons.
GUCGGACAGAUAACACCAGAACCAGGAAGUUGUAUACAGCGAACUCACGUGUAGAACAUGAAAAACAGAAAAAAACACAACGAUGGGCCCAAAAAGUCUAAAUUCAAGCCUGGGUUCAAAAAGAGAGAGAAUAAAUGUGUCAUUAUGUUUGACGACAAAGACAGACAGGAUUAUCUCACAGGUUUCCAUAAGCGAAAAGUGGAGAGGAGGAAAGCAGCAGUAGCAGAACUAAAAAAGAAAAUAAAGGAAGAGCAGAUUAAAGUCCGAGAAGAAAGACAUAAUGAAUACAUGAAGAUGCUGAAAGAGAGGACAGAGGCUUUGGAGGAUGACAAAGAUGACCUAGAGGAUGCCAUAACUUCCACAACUGAGUCUAUACAGUACGACCACCCCAACCACACAGUCACAGUGACGACCAUUAGUGAUCUUGACCUCACAGGGGCCCACCUCCUUGGACCUGUAUCAGAACAGGUGAAUGGGGAAGGUGAGGAUGAUGGAAAGGAGGAGGAGGAAGAGAAAGGAACAGAGAAAAAAACUGCAAUGCCAAGAAAAGCAGGCCAACCAAUCAUGAACAAAAAAAUCCGCUCCCUCACCACGUCGCUCAGCACUUACACCAGCAAGCGGAAGAGGAAGGGGAAGCAGGAAGGCCGAGGCCAUAUGAGAGACAAGAGACCCGCUGCCACAGAGAGCAAAGCCCGAACUGGGAGGACCACAAGGAGACAGAGACGGCGGCAGACAGGGAAGAAGGUGCAUCAUCAGGACUGAAAGAGUGUGUUAAAAUGAACUGUGGAGAGACUUUUUACGCCAGAAUCCACCAGGCAAACAAAUUGGACUUUGGAGUAUUUUAGCUUGUUUUUCUGCAGGAUGUGUAAAUACUGAAAAGGGUUUAAUAAGAUUGUGACACUGCUCUGUAUAUCCCCUGUACCUGCUUUUUGUGUGUCAACUUGUACUUUUGUUGUCAAAGCAAAAUGAUUUUGUAGUGUUAUUUUUCAUUAAACUGUACUGUAUAUGCCUGAAUUUUGAUUAAAAGAAAGGAUGACCUUG